Messenger RNA from Asterias rubens (European starfish), 3212 nucleotides. Its product is annotated as peptidyl-prolyl cis-trans isomerase E-like. Gene Ontology annotation, molecular function: peptidyl-prolyl cis-trans isomerase activity; RNA binding. The record is from RefSeq and is a predicted model, not a curated record. The coding region runs from base 154 to 1080 and encodes 308 amino acids. Gene Ontology annotation, biological process: protein peptidyl-prolyl isomerization; protein folding. The transcript has 10 exons. NCBI's taxonomy places the organism in Eukaryota, Metazoa, Echinodermata, Asteroidea, Forcipulatida, Asteriidae. Gene Ontology annotation, cellular component: intracellular membrane-bounded organelle.
UUGUCGGCGCUCUGGACUUGUUGUCGGCGUUGUCGGCGAGCUGUCGGCUUUUAGUAGGACCGCGAAGGUUUGACCAGUACUUUGGUCUUAGACCCAGACGUGUUACCAAUAGACGGAGCCUAAAUUCGUACGUGAAGCCAGACUAAAGUGAAAAUGGCAAACAACAAACGAAUGGUCUACGUUGGAGGGCUGGCAGAAGAAGUUGAUGAGCAGGUUCUCCAAGCAGCGUUGAUUCCUUUCGGUGAUAUUCUGGACAUCAACAUCCCAUUGGAUUAUGAAACAGAGAAACACAGAGGCUUUGCUUUUGUGGAGUUUGAGUUUUCAGAGGAUGCAGCUGCUGCUAUUGAUAAUAUGAAUGAUUCUGAGUUAUUCGGGAGGACGAUACGAGUCAAUCUUGCUAAGCCAAUGAAGAUUAAAGAAGGUCAUUCUAAAGCAGUUUGGUCUGAUGACAAUUGGCUGAAGAAGUACGCUGGAGCCACGUUGAAAGCGCAUGACGAACAAGAAAAAGCAGAAGAGGGGGAGACAGGAAAAAGAGCAGCCACCGAUGCAGAUGAGUCUGCAGGUCCACCCCCCAAGAGGACAAAGGGCAACCCGCAUGUGUACUUUGACAUCAAGAUUGGGCCCAAGCAAGUUGGGCGUGUCAUUAUGGUUCUACGAGCUGAUAUUGUACCAAUGACUGCAGAGAAUUUCCGAUGUUUGUGCACGCAUGAGAAAGGCUUUGGUCUUAAGGGGAGUACAUUCCACAGGAUCAUUCCACAAUUUAUGUGUCAAGGUGGAGAUUUUACAAAUCACAAUGGAACUGGCGGGAAGUCCAUCUAUGGCAAGAAGUUCGAGGAUGAAAAUUUCAUUUUAAAGCACACACAGCCAGGGUUAUUAUCCAUGGCAAAUUCAGGUCCCAACACAAAUGGAUCCCAGUUCUUCCUCACCACAGCCAAGACAGAAUGGCUCGAUGGGAAACAUGUUGUGUUUGGUCAUGUGACUGAAGGAAUGGACAUUGUUCGGAAAAUGGAAAACCUUGGAGACAAAUCAGGAAAACCAAAGGAUAAAGUGACUAUUUUAGACUGUGGAGAACUUGUUUAGCCGUCGCUUUAUAAUGGAACUUGAGAUUUCGUUUUACCUCUGUGGCUUGUUACGGAGUUUUCUUGAUAACAAUCAUGCUGGAGGGGGUACUUUCCUCUAGACUUUUUGAACCUUGGAUUCUUGAAUCUUCAGUGGAUGGAGGAUUAUGAUAGGAAUAAGUUUGUGUUCAGACAUUUUGUCGACUCCUGACCAGCAAUGUGAAUGCACAAUGACUCAUUUACUCGAAUGACUCGUUUGGAAGCCUAGUAGUCACCAUCGUUACCGUCGUUUGGAAGCCUAGUAGUCACCAUAGUUACCGUCGUUUGGAAGCCUAGUAGUCACCAUAGUUACCGUCGUUUGGAAGCCUAGUAGUCACCAUCGUUACCGUCGUUUGGAAGCCUAGUAGUCACCAUCGUUACCGUCGUAUUCAACACUCCAUUACCUUCCACCUUUUCGCUAUAGUGUCAAUGGUUCCCCUCUGCGCUUUACACAAGUUGGAAUGGAACAGGCUAUUGGGACCAAGGAAGAAACCAUGGACAUGAGGCUGGUUUCAAAUGGUCGACCACAGUAGUCAACCAAUGGUUGACCAGCCUGUGUUUGAGUCAAAAUAGUCAACCAUUAGUUAACCCUGGUGCCCACUCGAACUUGCUCAAGAUUGUAAGAAGGAGUUUGACAGUCUUAAAGGACUCUAGUAAUGAACUUGUUUGUAUGAGUGAAUGCCAUCUGGCCUGUUUUUCAUAAAGACUGUCUGCAGAAUUGUAGCUUCUGAGCUAUGUUCCAAGGCUUUGCUUACCGUAAUAGAGAAAUCUGAGCUUAUAGGGUUUUAUAUAUUUUGUAGAUCAAUUUUUGGCCAUGACAUUAAUCCUUUCUCUUCUCACUGCAAAUGAAGAUGUUCACAAACAAAUAUCACAAAAAUUUGAAUCUCUGUCUUGACUUUCGAGAUUCAAAUGUGUUGACAGAAUGUUUUUUAAAAUUUUAAUCAACUCGACGAGAGAAAGGGAGACUUUAGAAGUACAAUUCUGCAGGAUGUUUACUACCGUUACUAUCUUUAUUGUAAGUAAGUAUUUUGAUAAACGUUAUGCAGUUUCUUUGUGGGGUUAAUACAUAAGUAUGACCCUAGCGUCUACGCCAUCUCAAAAACGCUACUACGUCUUGAAAUGAAAUUUUCACUAUGUAUACACAUCUACAUUUGUAUAAAGGAUGAGAACAAUAAAAUUGUUAAAAAAAACCAAAGUAUACUUCCCUUUAAAAAUAAAGUACAAAUCCAUUAAUUUGCUAUACUUUUUUCUAGACUUCUGAGCUCAGCAGUUUUCAGGAACAAAUUGAACUCUAAGAAAUAAAAUAAUGAUCACCAUUUCUUUAACUUAACUGCCAGUACUUGUGUUUAUUAUUUUUUUAAACUAGGCUAUUUUUGUAUAGAUUCUGCUGAAUGUAGGAAAAAGGUGACUCAAAACUUUAACUUCUAACUUCACGGAGCGUCUCAAAAGUCAAAACAGUAAGAAUGUUCUAAUCAGAUCGCAAAAGUAUUGCAGCGUGUGCAAACUGACUGUUCUGUUGAGUCACUUAAAUUGUGCCCAACACUUGCAAGACGGUGGUUAGUACUCACACGUCCGUAGAUAAGCACAACGCGCUUGCGCACCUGGUGCGGCGGGCUUCUUGUUUUUGGGGGCCGUGUGCCUAAAAUCCAAAAUGGAGUCGGGCCAUGCUUGCUGUUCGCCGCACAUGUGAGGAAGAAAAUUGGUCCAAAAAGGAGUGAAUUCGCUACAAAUUACCACGUGAGUAUUUCAAUUUGCACAAUCCACACUCAUAGAAACUUUUGUUGGAACGAAAGAAUCUAAAAAUGUCAAUUUCGCUAGUUUUUAUAUAUAAGAAAAGUUCGAACACCCUGUCGCCAGUGAUUUUUCUUGAGACAUCGCGGCCAUGGGCCGGGAGUGGGUGAGGGGGGCGGGGCUUAGAGCCGAGCACAACGAGUUUGUAGUUACGGAAACUGUUCGCCAAUAUUGUAUUUUUACCUGUGUGUCGUACUGCUGUUUUCUCUUGCUGUUGUCGGAUCUGUUUAGCCUGAAUGUGCUUUGAAUUUUUUAUAAAACUUUUUAAAAAUAUUUUUUAAUUAUAAUUGAACUGAAGUGUGCGACUGUGGGGGGAAAAGUUUC